Messenger RNA from Castor canadensis (American beaver), 2850 nucleotides. It is a transcript of the gene Mrpl46, whose product is annotated as mitochondrial ribosomal protein L46. Gene Ontology annotation, cellular component: mitochondrial large ribosomal subunit. Lineage: Eukaryota; Metazoa; Chordata; Mammalia; Rodentia; Castoridae. Gene Ontology annotation, molecular function: structural constituent of ribosome. The record is from RefSeq and is a predicted model, not a curated record.
AAAGAUGGCGACGCCCGUGAGGCGAGCUCUGUUAGGGGUGGCCAGGGGCUGGCGGCAGUUCGGGAGGCUCUGCGGUGGUACCUUGUGUUCUCGCAGCCUGGCCGUUGAGGCCGCACCUUCAAGCAGUGGGUCUCCUUGGCGCUUGUUGGGCGCGUUGUGUCUGCAGCGGCCACCGCUAAUCUCCAAGCCUCUGACCCCAUUGCAGGAAGAGAUGGCGACUCUUUUACAGCAGAUUGAGAUAGAGAAAAGCCUGUAUUCAGACCAUGAACUCCGUGCUCUGGAUGAAGCCCAGCAAAUGGCAAAGAAGAAAGCUGACCUCUGUGAUGAUGAGCAAGACGAACAGGGUGUAUUCCUUGUGCAAGAUUUGGAAGAUAUGUGGGAGCAGAAAUUCCUACAGUUCAAAACUGGAGAUCGUAUAACAGAAGCAGAUAAACAAAAUGACCGAACCUCAUUGAAUCGGAAGCUAGACAGGAACCUUGUCCUGUUAGUCAGACAGAAGCUUGGAGACCAGGAUGUUUGGCUCUUGCCACAGGUAGAGUGGCAGCCUGGAGAGACCCUCCGAGGGACAGCUGAGCGAAUCCUGGCCACAAUCUCAGAAAACAAUAUGGAAGCCAAGUUCCUAGGAAAUGCACCUUGUGGCCACUACAAGUUCAAGUUUCCCCAAGCAAUGCGGACAGAGAGUAACCUCGGGGCCAAAGUAUUCUUCUUCAAAGCACUGCUACUAAGCGGAGACUUUUCCCAGGCCGGGAAGAAGGGCCAUCAUGUUUGGGUCAGUAAGGAUGAGCUGGGGGACUAUUUGAAACCAAAAUACCUGGCUCAGGUUAGGAAAUUUCUUCUGGACCUCUGAUGAACAGGACUACCCAUGGAUGAUGUUCAGACAAGCCAGGGUUAGAGCCUCAAGGCAUCCUGUGAUUGCCCGCCAUUUGCAGGGAAUAUCAAGCAGCUGUGUUCUGAAAAUUAAAUAAGUCUGUCAUUGUGCAGGGCUCAGCUGACUGGCCCUUUGAGGACUUCUCCCAGUGAAGAGAGAGCCAUCUGUUAAGGUGCAGAGAAUCACAUUACUUUAUAGUGAGUUAACUGGCUUACUGGGCCCAAGAAGAAAGAACAGAAGGAAGCAAAUUGACCUAAACCUUGAGUUCUGUGAAGCUUGUAGGUCCGUGAGAAAAACCUGGUUCUGUACAGGGUGUUAGCCCUUUUCCAUUUUGUUCUUCCUUUCCUUUCCAUUUGGUAUGAAGGUGUUUUAACUUAGCCUAGGAAAUAAUGACUUCUUUGCCUCUCUCCCUUUCUUUUUAAAAGUGUUUUAUAUUUAAAAAAGAAUCACGUUAUUCCUGUUUUGAAACAGUCAUGCAAACUAAACAAGUUCAGUUUAUCUCCAUUCUACAAAUGGGGGAGUCGGGCCGGCCAUGACGAGGCUUAGUCAGACUUCCCAUCCCUGAGGCAGCUGGGGAAGAAUGCUGGCCUCUCACCUCUCUCUUGAGGCUGUUGGCUGUUCAGUGUGUUGUUUGAGUCAUCGCUGGUUCCCAGUUCCUGGUACACAGAAGGUACAAAUAAACAUUUGCUACAUGAGUGCAAGAGGGUGAACAAGCAGGUAUAACUGUCCCAGGGAAGGAUCCCAUCAGACUAGUUUCCGUCAUCUGGCCUCUGGGUUAACUGCCUGGCCCUUAGGAUGUGAGCUUGUGAAGUAGGAUUUCUAUUUCUAUAUCAGUUGUAGCUUCGGGGUUUUGCACAGAGUUGGGGAAGUCACUACAUGUGGUCCAGGUUAGGUUUCUAGUCCUGAUAUCCCCCACCUUGCCCUUCACCUCCUACACAUGUUCUUUCCUGAGCUACUGUGGAAGGUGUCCCCUCCGUGAGGCUUGCUCAUCAGGACUGAAGCCUGGGUACAGCCAGAGGACCAAGAUGCACUUACUGGGUUCUUGGAAAACAUCAUGUAUGUGAACUGUGCUGCCUAAUGUUAGGGUCUCAGGUACCUCUGACUUAGAAGGAGCUAGAAGGGCGGGAAUCACCAGGGUGAAGAGGUAAUUAUUUUCAUAACCACACAUAAGAUGCUGUGCUCUUCACAGCAUUGUUUCUGGUUUUACUUUGUUUUGUUCUGGUUUUUUUGGUAGCGUGAGAUUGAGCCCAGGGCCUCUUGCAUGUUAGGCAAAUACUCUGUCACUGUUUCUUUAGUAGAAGCAGCAUUGUUAAUUGGUAAGUGAGACAUGGUGUCAGGGUAACCUGACAUGCUAGUAGUUCUUGAGUUCCCGUGCGAUUUUCCCCUAGAACAGGACAAGAUUGAAUACCUCAAGAAAAAAUGGAAAAUUUCUUAACCGUGCCUUACUUUAUUGCAAAUAGGGACUAGCUUAGCAGCUUCAAGAAUCUCCAGUAGUUCAGAGCUAUGGUUCAUGUCUAUAAUCCUAGCUACUCAACAGGUGGAGAUAAGGUUGGUGGUUCAAGAGCAACCUGGGCAAAAAAGUUCACGAGAUCCCAUUUUAAUCAAUAAAAGCUGGACAUGGUGGUGCAUGGCUUUCAUCCCAGCUAUGUGAGAAGCAUAAACAGAAUCACAGUCCAGGCCCACCCAGGCAUAAGCAGGAAAGACCUAAAGCAAAAAAGGACUGGGGUGUGGCUCCAGUGGUAGAGCAGCUGCCUAGCAAGCACAAAGCCAUGAGUUUGAACCCCAAUACUGCCAAAAAAAAGAAUCACGAGUAAUGUUUCUAUUAUAUUCGGCUAUCUGGCGAAACAGAAUGGAAAGAAGGAAGUUGUGAAGACACCCUUGGUUUUAAAAAAUUGAUAGAGAAGGUCCCAUCCUAAGCCAUGUUUUUAAUUUUAAUGGGCCCACCACUCAGGAAGUGGCGUGUGCCCAGGAUUCAAGGCUGC